Molecule: messenger RNA, 795 nt
Organism: Dermacentor silvarum
Lineage: Eukaryota; Metazoa; Arthropoda; Arachnida; Ixodida; Ixodidae
Exons: 3
Coding region: 223-795 (190 amino acids)
Source: RefSeq, a predicted model, not a curated record
UGAAAUGGCCAUUUUGGGUUUUCACUGGACGUGACAGCAGCUCCGAACACACUGGAAUAACUUGAAGGGGCGAUAUAACAAGGUAAGGUGUCGUGUUAUUUGUUUUCUGCGUCCGAUAAUGUUUUCUAGCUUGCGAGUUUCAAGAAUGCUUUCACAUGGCAGGAAAGAGUGGAGCAAAACCGCAGUGGCGCGGCACCGUCGAGCUGGCUCUGGUACGCCGAGAUGAGUGCCAUUCUGUCUCACCGCCCGAUGACAGAAGCUCAGGCAUACGGCAUUGACAGCCAUGUGGACACCGAAGGUGACGACAGUCGGACAGAUUUAAGCGAGGACGAGGAGCUACAGGCGAAUGAAAGUACCCCGGGAUCCUCAAGCGGAAGCAACACUCCUGUGCCACGGGCAAAGAGGCCACGACGGACGAGGAAUUCGGAGCUCGCUGAGAUCUUAGCAGAACAGCAAAACAGAACUGCAGAGACGCUACAGAAACAUACAGAGCUGAUAUUUGAACAGCAGAGGCAGCUUUUAGAAGAUGAGCAAAAAAAGCUCGGAGAUAUAAUGAGCACUAUAAGCACAUCGUUUUUGCAGGGCAGACAAGCAAUGAUGGCGCAGCUGCUGAGCCAACCACUGCAAGCUUACCCUCAGCCUCUGCAGAUAUACAGCCAGGCUCUACAGCAAGACAGCCAGCAGAGCAGGCUGUUUCAGUUUACGUGGCCAAUAUUCACCACUGCAGAACCUGUUACCCAGAGUGCAGUGCCACCAAAUAGAGUGGCAGGAACUUCAAGCAGCACCAAGGAAUGA